Poecilia reticulata (guppy) is the source of this 2491-nucleotide messenger RNA. RefSeq names its product DENN/MADD domain containing 2C (gene dennd2c). Lineage: Eukaryota; Metazoa; Chordata; Actinopteri; Cyprinodontiformes; Poeciliidae. The record is from RefSeq and is a predicted model, not a curated record.
UCUUCCAGUUUUUCUCUCUAACAUGUUGAGUGACCGUCUACCUGCAGGUGAUGGGAUCAGGGAUUACCCCUAUGAAGAUSUCAAGCUGUCCACUAUGUGUCUUCCUAUAAGGCCCCCAGGUCCAAAGUUUUCUCCUAAAGGUCAGACGUUGCAUGGAUACGCUGGGAAAGUGGACAAGAAAAUAUUUCAGGUGUUGGCGUCCAAAUCCUCAACUUUUACAGAAUCUGCUAAACCACCAUCGCCUCGACACAGCAGCGCUCAGAAAGUCCACAGGACUCCUCAGUAUAUCUCCAAGAUUGAGACCAUUUUUGAUGACAAACGAGGCAGAAAAAGAGUGAAGAACCCAGGGCCCUUUGCACGAGCAGAGGAGACCAGUGGGACGGAGAGCGAUCCAGAAGACAACACUGACGCAGGAAGAUCUGUUUACAUCCAGUCCACACUGAGGCGACGGCCCGGGUAUCGCACCCUGGAGAGGGACCUGAUCCAGCUGCAGCAGCAGAAGCAGCAGCUCUUCCAGAUCUUCGUGGUCGUGUCACUACGGAAAAACGCCACAGGAAACACGUACUGCCCUGAAAUUACUCAGCAGUUCCCAAAAAUGUUUGAAAAGUCGUCCCGUCUCUCUAGAGAAGCUGAGGAUCAACUCAACGUGAUUCCCAAGUUCUGCUUCCCGGAUCCCCAGGACUGGAAGCCAUCUGCACACACACCCAGUGAGACGUUCUCUUUUGUCCUCACCGGAGAAGAUGGGAGUCGCUGGUUUUGUUACUGCCGUAAGAUCCUGCCCAGUGGAAAGGGGAAGAGGCUUCCUGAGGUGCACUGCAUUGUCAGCAAGUUGGGCUGUUUCAACCUGUUUGCUAAGAUCCUGGAGGAGGUGGAGCGGCGCAGAGAGAUUUCUCCGCCUCUGGUUUAUACGUUCAUGCGCAGCGUGAUGGAGGCCCCGUUCCCGGCCCCUGGACGCACCGUCACUGUCAAGAGCUUCCUCCCUGGCUCUGGGAAUGAGGUUCUGACUCUGUGCCGACCCGUGGACUCCAGGCUGGAGCAUGUGGACUUUGGCAUUCUGCUGCAGUGUCUCAGUGUGGGGAAACUCCUGCAGGUGUUCGCUUCCCUCCUGCUGGAGAGRAGAGUCAUCUUUGUUGCUGAUAAACUCAGUGUGCUGUCCAGGUGUGGCCACGCCGUGCUGGCGCUGCUCUACCCCUUCACCUGGCAGCACACAUUUGUCCCGGUGUUACCAGCCAGCAUGCUGGACAUCAGCUGCUCUCCUACACCGUUCCUCAUCGGUGUGCUGGCUCCGUGUUUGCCAGAGGUGCUGGAGCUGCCCAUCGAGGAGGUUCUCAUUGUGGAUCUGUGUGCUGACAGAUUUGUCAUACAGCUCGGAGAUGAAGAUUGCAUUCUGCCCAGCAAACUUCAAGCGGCGCUGCUGCAGGUCCUGGAGGACAGAGAGGACAUCCUGAGACAGGACAGUAGAGACACAUUUGAAGAGUGUCCAGCCGACCUGAGCGCCCUGCUGUCCGAGGCUUUCGUCCGGUUCUUUGUGGAGCUGGUGGGCCACUAUCCUCUGCACAUGGUGGAGGCUGCCAGAGGAGCCAAGGAGCUGCAGAGAGAAAGCUUUCGCAAGUCUCACCCCUCACGCGGAGUUCGGCAGUUCCUGCAGCUCUUUAUGGAGACACAGAUGUUCGCCGGCUUCAUCCAGGACAAAGAGCUGCGCAAGGGAGGAGGCAGAGGGCUCUAUGAGUCCAGAGUGGCCGAGUAUCUGGAUUCGUGUCUAGAACCCGAGCCGAGUGGCGUGAACAAGUUUCUCAAAGGACUGGGAAACAAGAUGAAGCUGCUCCAGAUGAAAUGACAGAAAACAUUCAGUAAUCACUCACCAGAGGAGAGACUCCAGGUUUAAAACCAGAGCAAGCGUUUCUGCUGGCUGGCUCAAGGAACCAUAUGUGGAAAGUCUUCAUGCCGGGUUGGGAACCUGCAUGUCCGAUGGCACCACACACACUUCACCUCGGAUCAGAACUCGGAACUGGAAACACUUUACUGUCCGUCUCCUCCUCGGAGCCGCUCAAUGAGAGCCAGGCGGUGAGAGUCCAACAACGCUCCAACCUGUGGUUGUGAUUAUGAGCUCCAUUUUAAUGGAAACUAUUUACUUUGAACUUCCAGUCAGGAACAUGUAACUUAUCAGUCCUGUAAGUACUUUAAAAUUGUGAAUGAYGUGUGUGGUUCCAACCUGGAGGAUUUUAUUCUCUUUUAAGUACAAUCCGUUAUUCUUGCUUUUCUUUCUACUUAAAACUAAAAUUUUUCUGCUUGAUUUUUCUCUAAUAAUUUACAUUUGAGAUCCAACUGAAGGGUCUCGACUCUCGCAACGUUUACUAUGUGAAUUUAAUGUUUGGUUUUGUACCUGCUGUCCUUGAAUUUCUUCAAAUGAACGUAUUUUUCUUUUUUUUUUUUUACAUUUUGCACAUGUUCAAGACUGUUGUACAGURUUAGUAAAAUGUUUUUUUAUAAA